UUUAUCUCUCCUUUUACAGCAAGGGCGUUGCAUCUGAGAACAACCAUGGGGUGGAAAAUACUUCCCAUCUGCUUGUCGCUGCUGCUUCCUGUUGUCUUGAUUCAACAAGUUUCAUCUCAAGAUUUAUCAAGCUGUGCAGGGAGAUGUGGGGAAGGGUACUCUAGAGAUGCCACCUGCCACUGUGAUUAUAACUGUCAACACUACAUGGAGUGCUGUCCUGAUUUCAAGAGAGUCUGCACUACAGAGCUCUCCUGCAAAGGACGCUGCUUCGAGUCCUUCGCUCGAGGGAGGGAGUGUGACUGUGACUCCCAGUGUAAAAAGUAUGGCAAGUGCUGUGCAGAUUACGACAGCUUCUGCGAAGAAGUGCAUAAUCCCACAUCACCAUCUCCAAAGACUGCACCUCCGCCUCCAGGAGCAUCUCACACCAUCAAAUCAACUACCAAACGCUCACCCAAAUCACCAAAAAAGAAGACUAAGAAAGUUGUAGAAUCUGAGGAAAUAACAGAAGUAAAAGAUAACAAGAAAAACACCCCUAAAAAGAAACCCAAUCCAGAACCACCGGUUGUGGAUGACGCUGGAAGUGGACUGGAUAAUGGUGAGUUCAAGCUCACCCCACCUCCUCCUGACCCUCCUACUACUCCACACAACAAAGUCACCACAUCUCCCAAGACUACAGCAGCAAAACCAGUAACUCCUAAACCCAGUCUUGCACCUAAUUCUGAGACAUCCAAAGAGGCAUCUUUAGUGUCUAAUAAAGAGACAACAGUUGAAACAAAAGAGACUACUGCAACAAAUACACAGUCUUCCGCCAGUAAAAAAAAGACUACUUCAGCUAAAGAGACACGGAGUGCAGAGAAAACAUCUGCUAAAGAUGUUGAACCCACAUCUACAACUCCCAAGAACUCAGCUCCCACUACUACCAAGAAGCCUGUAACUACAACCAAGGAACCAGUUCCUACCACUCCCAAGGAGCCUGAACCCACAACUCCUAAGGAGCCAGUUCCCACCACCAAGAAGCCUGAACCCACCACCCCCAAAGAGCCAGCUCCCACCACCAAGGAGCCUGAACCCACCACCCCCAAAGAGCCAGCUCCCACCACCAAGGAGCCUGAACCCACCACCCCCAAGAAGCCUGAACCCACCACCCCCAAGGAGGCUGAACCCACAACUCCCAAGGAGCCUGAACCCACCACCCCUAAGAAACCUGAAUCCACCACCCCCAAGGAGCCUGAACUCACCACCCCCAAGGAGCCUGAAACCACCACCGCCAAGGAACCAGCUCCCACCACCAAGGAGCCUGAACCCACAACCCCCAAGGAGUUAGCUCCCACCACCCCUAAGGAGGCUGAACCCACCACCCCCAAGGAGGCUGAACCCACCACCCCCAAGGAGGCUGAACCCACCACCCCCAAGGAGCCUGAACCCACCACCCCCAAGGAGCCUGAACCCACCACCCCCAAGGAGCCUGAACCCACAACCAAGGAGCCUGAACCCACCACCCCCAAGGAGCCUGAACCCACCACCCCCAAGGAGCCUGAACCCACAACACCCAAGGAGCCUGAACCCACCACCCCCAAGGAGGCUGAACCCACCACCCCCAAGGAGGCUGAACCCACCACCCCCAAGGAGCCUGAACCCACCACCCCCAAGGAGGCUGAACCCACAACACCCAAGAAGCCUGAGUCCACCACCCCUAAGAAACCUGAACCCACCACCCCUAAGGAGCCUGAACCCACCACCCCCAAGGAGCCUGAACCCACCACCCCCAAGGAGCCUGAACCCACAACCCCCAAGGAGCCUGAACCCACAACCCCCAAGGAGGCUGAACCCACAACUCCCAAGGAGCCUGAACUCACCACCCCCAAGGAGGCUGAACCCACAACUCCCAAGGAGCCUGAACCCACCACCCCCAAGGAGGCUGAACCCACAACACCCAAGAAGCCUGAAUCCACCACCCCUAAGAAACCUGAACCCACCACCCCCAAGGAGCCUGAACCUACCACCCCCAAGGAGGCUGAACCCACCACCCCCAAGGAGCCUGACCCCACCACCCCCAAGGAGGCUGAACCCACCACCCCUAAGAAACCUGAACCUACCACCCCCAAGGAGUCUGAACCCACCACCCUUAAGAAACCUGAACCCACCACCCUCAAGGAGCCUGAACCCACAACCCCCAAGGAGCCUGAACCCACCACCCCCAAGGAGGCUGAACCCACCACCCCUAAGAAACCUGAACCCACCACCCCCAAGGAGUCUGAACCCACCACCUCCAAGACCUCUGAAGUAACAGCUGAGUUUGCUGGGGCACCCACACCAAAGGCAAGUACCACCACUCAAAUCACGUCUACAACUCAAGGUACCACAUCACCCAAAAUCACUACUGUGAAAACAACAACUCUUGCACCCAAAGUAACUGCUCCAGCAGAAGAGAUUCAGAACAAACCUGAAGAAACAACUCCUGCAUCGGAAGAUUCUGAUGAUUCUAAGACAACUCUAAAACCACAGAAACCAACCAAAGCACCCAAGCCUACCAAAAAGCCCACCAAAGCACCCAAGAAGCCCACCUCUACCAAAAAGCCAAAGACACCGAAAACGAGAAAACCAAAAACCACACCAUCUCCUCUAAAGACAACUGCAACAACGCCUGAACUGAAUACCACCCCUCUAGAAGUCAUGCUGCCAACCACCACCAUCCCUAAUCAAACUCCAAAUUCUGAAACAGCUGAAGUAAAUCCAGAUCAUGAAGAUGCAGAUGGAGGUGAAGGAGGAAAACCUCUGAUUCCCAAGGCCCCUGUGCUAUUCCCCACAGCUAUUCCAGGCACUGAUUUCUUGGCCGGGGGACUCAAUCAAGGCAUUAACAUCAGUCCCAUGCUUUCAGAUGAGACCAAUUUAUGCAAUGGUAAGCCAGUGGAUGGACUGACUACGCUGCGCAAUGGGACAUUAGUUGCCUUUCGAGGUCAUUAUUUCUGGUUGCUGAAUCCAUUCAGACCACCAUCUCCACCACGCAGAAUUACUGAAGUUUGGGGUAUUCCCUCUCCUAUUGACACUGUUUUUACUAGAUGUAACUGUGAAGGAAAAACUUUCUUCUUUAAGGAUUCUCAGUACUGGCGCUUCACCAAUGAUGUAGUAGAUGCUGGGUAUCCUAAACAAAUUGUCAAAGGCUUUGGAGGACUAACAGGGAAGAUAGUGGCUGCUCUUUCAAUAGCCAAGUACAAGGACAGGCCUGAAUCUGUGUACUUCUUCAAGAGAGGUGGCAACAUUCAGCAGUACACUUACAAACAGGAGCCAGUGAAGAAGUGCACAGGGAGGCGGCCUGCCAUCAACUACUCGGUAUACGGGGAGGCAGCACAGGUGAGGAGGCGCCGCUUUGAGCGUGCUGUUGGACCUUUCCAGACACACACCUUCAGGAUCCAUUACUCGACGCCCAUGAGAGUCUCUUAUCAAGACAAAGGUUUCCUCCACAAUGAAGUCAAAGUGAGCACAAUGUGGAGAGGGUUUCCAAAUGUUGUCACUUCAGCGAUAACACUGCCUAACAUUAGGAAACCUGAUGGCUAUGAUUACUACGCCUUUUCCAAAGAUCAAUAUUAUAACAUUGAUGUGCCUACAAGAACAGCAAGAGCAAUUACCACACGUUCAGGGCAGACCCUCUCCAAAAUCUGGUACAACUGUCCUUGAACUGAUUGGCAAAAAGUCAUCAAAAUGAAAUGAAGAGAACAGUGAUACCUUUUGAC
Messenger RNA from Mus pahari (shrew mouse), 3731 nucleotides. RefSeq names its product proteoglycan 4 (gene Prg4). NCBI's taxonomy places the organism in Eukaryota, Metazoa, Chordata, Mammalia, Rodentia, Muridae. Gene Ontology annotation, biological process: immune response. The record is from RefSeq and is a predicted model, not a curated record. Gene Ontology annotation, molecular function: polysaccharide binding; scavenger receptor activity.